GACUAAUGGUGAGCUUUUAUAAAAGGCGGGACGUGUUUUUCCAGUGGUUAGAGGUUUUCUGUAAACCUUGGAAAUUAGAGCUCAGGUCUGUGUGGAGCACGCGAUCAGAAGAAACCAUCAUGGUUCGCGAAAUUACAUCUAAGGCGGAGUUUGAUGCAGUUCUGGCCAGCGCAGGAGACAAGCUGGUGGUGGUGGACUUCACAGCUACGUGGUGUGGUCCCUGCAAAAUGAUUGGUCCAGUGUUUGAAGAACUGUCAGUACAACACAAGGACAAAGUUAUUUUCAUUAAGGUGGAUGUGGAUGAGGCCGCUGACGUGAGCAGUGACUGUGGUAUUAACUGCAUGCCUACAUUCCACUUCUACAAGAACGGACAGAAGGUGUUUGAGUUUUCUGGUGCCAACCAAGAAACGCUAAGGAAAAAAGUGGUUGAGCUGCAGUAGACCAAAGCUUCAGUGACCAAUUCAGUCUCCACCUGAGCAGCACUUCCUGUUGCCACCAUCAGCUCCUCUGUCCCACACAGGAAAUAUUUUAUUCCACUCGUGCAACACCUGACGGUCCCGUCAAUAGCUGCCGUAACACAUGGCUGAUGUAAAAACACAAACAUGAAGUCCUCUUUUAAUUCUGUUAAAAUUGCUAGAACUCUUGCAAACUGCUGUAUGGGUUUUAAUUUCCCCCCAAAAAAGGUGGAUUAAUAAAUGAUGAACUGAA
Molecule: messenger RNA, 708 nt
Organism: Nematolebias whitei (Rio pearlfish)
Lineage: Eukaryota; Metazoa; Chordata; Actinopteri; Cyprinodontiformes; Rivulidae
Product: thioredoxin-like
Exons: 5
Coding region: 6-440 (144 amino acids)
Molecular function (GO): protein-disulfide reductase activity
Source: RefSeq, a predicted model, not a curated record